Messenger RNA from Marasmius oreades (fairy-ring Marasmius), 2022 nucleotides. RefSeq lists its product as uncharacterized. The transcript has 18 exons. NCBI's taxonomy places the organism in Eukaryota, Fungi, Basidiomycota, Agaricomycetes, Agaricales, Marasmiaceae. The record is from RefSeq and is a predicted model, not a curated record. The coding region runs from base 1021 to 2022 and encodes 333 amino acids.
GCCCCGAACUUCACUGUCAUGCGAUGCCCCCUGUAGGGAGACUCUACAUCUACAUCCUCAAGCCAUCUUACCAGGACUAAUUGGACACCACUUCUCCGACGUCCAAGCGUUGACAGCGUUCCCACACGCUUCCACGCGCCUUGACACUUCAAAGCGUCAACAUUCCAACCUCCUUGAGCUUCUCAUUGGCUUCUUACCGUUCUCGCAGUUACGAGUGGCGAACGAGAUAGGUCAAAAAGGACGAGAGUUCUUCACUCAGGGCACCGUGUCUGGUUUCCGUCGAACAUCGAAACGAAGUUGCGUCGCGUCAUGGAGGGAACGGCCCCAGAGCGGUUGGUUGGUGUGGAACCCUGAAACGGAUCAUGGACAAAUUCUCAUCCAAAUGACGGUUAUCCUCUCAUUCGACGGUGGAGGUCGUCACACCUUUCUUCCACACAUUCAACUCGGAGUCAAUGUACAGGGAUAUCGCGCCAGUAUGAACUCAAGAGGGUCCGGGCGAACAUCGCUUUAUUUAUCCACCGCCGUUCAGUCGAAUGAUGAUUUACAGUGCACCGCGCACAUGCUCUCGCGGGUAUCGGGUGUUUUUAAUCGAGGGUGCAUUGAUCGCCGGUGUGUGUAAAAAGCUCGAUUAUUGGUAUCGUAUUCGUGUAAUUUGCGUCUACUAUCCUGACCCUAGUCCCAUUAUAUUAGCGCUGUUUGGGCAUGAAAACCCUCCAACAUCGAUAUCAGUGAUGUGAUGCGGGUCGUCGUCCUUGAAUCCUUUCGAUGGUGUAUCCAUGCGAUUCGUUGGAGGUCAGCCAAAGUAGCAUGAGAACGGCCAGUCAGAAUCAGCCAGACGGUCGAACAAGUUACUGACUGAUUGAUUGGUGGAACUGACAGCUGUGUGUAACCUGCCAGACAAAUUAAGAGUCUAGCUCCCAAUUGGCCUGGAUAUCAGCUCGCUCGCAUAGUCUUGUUUCGACCUUCUACCUUCAAAGUCCCACUACCUUUUAUCUUCCGUCAUAUAGUCGAAAAACCUCAAUGGCUGAGAUACCGCCAGGCGUGGACCUUUUGGAGACACUUGAGCACGAGACGCUUGUUUAUUACGUCGUUGUUGCUGGGGGAGUACUCUUUGUCUACGAUAUUCUUAUCAAUCUAGAUAUCGAGAUCGAAUGCAUAUGGGGAACCCUCGAUCUUCGAAAACGCAAGAGAGGAUUCGUGAUAUUCAACCUGUUGUAUCUUGCACAACGGUAUCUGCCAUUAUUGGAUCAAGUUAUUUUGGACCAGUAUAUUUUGUUGGGCGCGACCAACUCGCGAAAGUGUGAGAUUGGUUUUACGUUGAGUGCAUGGUGUUCGGUUGUGGGGGUCCUGCUUUCUGAACUCAUACUUGUACUUCGAAUAUGGGGCGUUUGGGCAAUGAAGCCCUCCAUAGCUGUCAUACUGGUGGCGUUAGCGUUGGGCUGCUCGGUUCCUACGGUGAUCUUUUUCGAAAGAUUCUUGAAAGGACUUCAAUAUCCUGAACUCGAUAUGCCUGGCCUGGUUCAACUUCGAAGAUGUUUGAUUUUGGUGAGGAACAAGGACGUCUAUGUGUGCUGGAUCUUGUUGAUGAUCAUUGAUGGCGCUGGUUUCAUACUGAUGGCGAUCCCUGGGGUUAAGGCCUAUCGGUCAGGAGGAAACUCGAACCUCAUAAGGGCUGUUUAUCGGGAUGGUGUCAUCUACUAUGCGUUGAUCUUCAUGGUAUCGUUGGUAAACGUUAUCAUCAUUCUCCUUUUGCCGCCUGAGCUCGUAAUAAUCAUCUCGCCGUUUGAACGCGUCCUUCACUCCAUUCUCGCCAGCCGUGUAAUUCUUCAUAUACGAAGAGUGGCUCUUCAAGAUAAUAUCCAGAGGGAUGACACGUUCGGCGGAAUGAUGACGACGAUAGAGUUCAUUUCUCAAGACACCGAGAUGUCUAUCACCUCGAACGUCCUUCAAUCUACCGCUGAGCCCGAAGACCAGAACUACGGAUCCUUAACGAAAGAGGAUGGUUGGGUCACCCGCGCAUAG